GGAGAGGAACUCAACGAGGAAAGAGAAGAACAAAUAAAUCGCGCACACAUACCUGGAGCCUUCGGACUGCGAGCCUGUUGGUCUCGAGCAUCGGGAAGACAGCAGGAGGAUGUGAAUCACUCACUUUGACUGACUGCAUCACAUUCUUCCACCGUUUGUGGAGGAAUGUCCACUUUUUAUACUCUCUAUAAACCUAUGGGCUGGACCAGAGGCUGUGUGGUACGGAGACACUUACCUGCUGCUGCUGAUGCUGCUGUGUCUCUCAUCAGACUUGAUGUGAUGGCUGUCCCUUACGGAAAGGGAUCCAGAGGCUGUGUGUCACAGAAAGAGUGAUUUAGACUCUCUUCUUGGCUGCACCAUCAUCACGACCCCCCUGGAUGUUCUCUUGAUGUAUUGCUGUGGUCUGGGACACAGGCAGAGAGAACAGUCCACCUAUGGUUCGGCGGACCGUCAGGACUCAGUGGCCACUGAGGAGAAGGAGAAGAAUGCCCAAGUCCAGCUGGAGAAGGCCAAGUUUAAGCCUGUUGCUUUUGCCGUGCGCACAAACUUCACCUACACUCCUGCUGAUGAUGACAACGUCCCCAUACCAGGGCACGGGGUUUCUUUUGAAGCUAAGGACUUCCUGCAUAUCAAAGAGAAAUUUAACAAUGACUGGUGGAUUGGACGGCCUGUAAAGGAAGGGGGAGAGGUUGGUUUUAUCCCCAGCCCGGUGAACCUGGAGACGAUUCUGAUCAGAAGAGAGGUGCAGGCCAGGAAGGCCGCCAAAGCGCUGGCCAAUAAAGCGGCUACUUCUGCCAAAGAUGAUAUGAAUGCAAAGAAAGCUGCUCCUCCACAAACAGUUCAGCAAGUGAAGAAGAAAUCGGGAGAGCAACUGGCUGCAUAUGAUGUUGUGCCUUCCAUGCGUCCUGUGGUGCUCAUGGGGCCUUCGCUUAAGGGCUAUGAGGUUACAGACAUGAUGCAAAAAGCUCUCUUUGAUUUUUUAAAACACAAAUUUGAAGGAAGAAUUACUAUCACCAGGGUGACAGCAGAUAUUGCACUUGCCAAGCGAUCGAUCCUCAACAACCCCAGCAAGCACGCCAUAAUGGAUCGCUCCAACACCCGCUCCAGUUUAGCCCAAAUCCAAGGAGAGGUUGAGAGGAUUUUUGAGUUAGCACGCAGUCUACAGCUUGUGGUUCUGGAUGCCGACACCAUUAACCAUCCUCUCCAACUAAGCAAGACCUCCUUGGCCCCGAUCCUGGUGUAUGUCAAGAUUUCAUCACCCAAGGUUCUGACAAGAUUGAUAAAGACCAGGGGCAAAUCUCAGACUAAACAUUUGAAUGUUCAGAUGGUGGCCGCAGACAAACUGGCCCAGUGUCCCAAUGAGCUGUUCGAUGUCAUCUUGGAUGAGAACCAGCUGUCAGAUGCCUGUGAACACAUUGCUGAUUAUCUGGAGGCCUACUGGAGAGCCACACACCCUCCUGAAAUGGAGCCUCCCAACCCCAUGCUGGAGAAGCUGGCAGAAAACACACUCCCCACCAGUCCCACACCUGCUAAGGAUGAACAGAAAAGCAAGAAGAUGGCCGCCACCAAGAGAAAAGGAUCUCAAGAGCACCAGCAGGAGCAUCAGCCCCAGGCUCAGGAGAUGAGAGAGGAGGAAGAGAAGGACGAAGAGGAAGUACAGGAGGAUGCAGAGGAGGAGGAGAGGCUCCUUCGUAGUGAGCCAAAGAGACACAGCCAUCAUCACCACCAUCAUCACCACCACCACCGCUCCAGCACCAGCCGGCCAACAGAGCCCCACAACAACCACCAGCACCAGAUGCGCCACCAGCAGCCCGCCGACAUGGAGCUGCUUCCCGCUAAAGACGCUUCGUACGCGGAGUCCCGGAGCAGGCGCACGCUCCCGGGCGAGGGUGACCCGGACCAAACCGAGGUCUACCACAAUAGGACUACAAAUCAAAGGGACCAUAACCACCACCAUCACAACCACCACCACCGACAUCACCACCACCGCCGCGGGACCACAGACGUUCAGCCGGAUUAUUCCCACCACGGGCAGCAGGACUAUGAGCUGGAGCACAACGAGCACAACAGGCAACAGAGACAGUCAAGCCAGCUGCGCUCACACAAACAAUCGCAUCACAAUCACUAUCACUACCAGGGACGGGAGCGGGACAGGGACAGAGACAGGGACAGGGACAGGGACAGGGACAGGUGUGUCGAGACCGAGGAGUGGACUGAAGAUAUGUACAUUCAUCGCUGAGAUGGACGUUGUUUUAAUGCUGCUAUGUGAAAUGCUGGCUACCGUGUACUCAGGACAACAUGGUUUCUCUUUCUUUAUCCAUUCUGCUGUGUUAUCGCCUCCUCUGGUCCACAUCUAAUUUCCUUGAUUUUCAGUUUUCAUUCACAUACUGUAAUUCUGUGUUCCUCUGGCUUU
This is a messenger RNA of Carassius carassius (crucian carp), 2413 nucleotides long. RefSeq names its product voltage-dependent L-type calcium channel subunit beta-4-like. Gene Ontology annotation, biological process: calcium ion transmembrane transport; neuromuscular junction development; regulation of voltage-gated calcium channel activity. The record is from RefSeq and is a predicted model, not a curated record. NCBI's taxonomy places the organism in Eukaryota, Metazoa, Chordata, Actinopteri, Cypriniformes, Cyprinidae. Gene Ontology annotation, molecular function: protein binding; high voltage-gated calcium channel activity. Gene Ontology annotation, cellular component: voltage-gated calcium channel complex. The transcript is spliced from 13 exons. The coding region runs from base 389 to 2239 and encodes 616 amino acids.